AAAAUGAGUGUUGAGGAUCAAAUUGGGGAGGACGAUUCUGCGCAUGUGUGAUGCUGUCAAAUCUGCCCGCGGUACACCUGUUGGUGCCACUUAUAAUCAGGUAAUUGCCGCUGCGAGCGCGUGGAUGCUGGCGCGUGCAGAGGCCUGUAUUACAGAAGUAUAGCCGCUCUCUGGACCGCCGGACACUCGUGACGGCGUCUCGCGGGUUAUUACCCAUCAGUACACCUGCGGAACAGCCAUGAACCCUCCAAACUGCAGACACGACGCAAACCCGCCAGUUGUAGGUGUGUCAGAGCAUUAUGCGCCGCAGUCGUCGACAUCCUCAGCAGCUGCAGGUCAAGAAGAAGGGGAAGGGGAUGGAGGAGGAGGAGGUGGGGGUAUGUACCUGAAUGCCUACGAGGUCUCUUUCCCCCUGGAGGAGAACGCGGAGCAGCCCCCCGCCUUCCAGCUGAACCACGGCCAGCAGAUGAUGGACGACUCCGGGGUGCAGGAACCCCUUCACUCUCAGUACAGCACCUUCAUCCUGGUCUCCAACCUGAGGGCUCACCUGUACGUCUCCCUGGAGAAGAACGCCUGGCUGCAGAAGCGCAUUGAGGAGCUGGAGGAGGAGCGCAACUUCCUGCGCUGUCAGCUGAACCGCUUCAUCGUCAGCAUGAGGGGUCCAGACGUCACCGAGUGGUGUGGUGACGCUCAGCGAGCUGUGAAGGUCCAACCCAGCUGCCCCCCAGACCCCCUCUCCCCCAUGACCACCCGAUCUGGAAUGACCCUCAAACGCCUGCAGGCCUCUGGAUCUCGAGCUCGCCGCAGCAUCUCCAUUCCUGUCAAGCAGGAGUUUCAUGUCAAAGAAGACAAAUAUUACACUGAAGACGAGUACGUGGAGGAAGAGGAGGAGGAGGAGGAGGAGGAGGAAGAAGGAGAGGAGGGGGAGGACUCAUCGGUGGAGAAGGGCUCGAAGAAGAAGGGCCGAGCACGGAAUUCUGGAGAGCCCAGGAUGAAGAUGAGGAGGAUCUUUAGGAUCACACAUGGCCGGGAGAGACAAAGAGUUAAGGACCCAGACGGAGUUUUGAUCCGUUAUAAGAAGAUCCUGUCCACCUACCAGCGGGUGAGGAGCAUGUCUCGAGCCUUUCAGAUCCACGGAGUGGACCGGAACACCAUGGCCUCCACCUCCCCGAUAGCAGAGCUGCUGCUGGUGGCCCCAGAAAAGGUGUCUGACGUCGGAGAGUUUGAGGCAUCAAAGGAGAAGCUUCUGGAUUACGCUCGGAGAUGUUACAAGACCAUGGAUGAAGAGACGCACGCCAAGGUCCAGAGCAUGAAAAAGACCCACAAGCUGCUCCCCAUCUCAUACAGGUUCAGAAAUUGAAGCCCAAAGAAAUUCAGUCUUUGAGGGUUUGUUGCCACACAUAAAGACAGUUUUUUUUUCCUCGUUAAGUGGGUCCCCUUAAUAAAAAAGUGGUUGAAUAAUGUAAGAAAUUACUAAUAGCUUUUUUGUGGUUCUGUUUUUUUUAUGUUAAUGCAGUUCGCUAUGUUCUUUCAGUUGGAAGCUGCUGAUCUUUCUUUUCUGGCUUUCACUCGGGAAUAAGUAUUUUUUUUGCCAAUGUUUAGAUAGAGUGAACAUUUCCAGAUGUUGAUGUAUUUUUUGUUUGAUAAUUUAUUUAUUUAUUUAUUAUUUUACACUUAAAUCAAGCCUAUAAAUUAAGAUUUGUAGCCUAUUUUUGUUGCAUUUUCAAAUGUGUUAAAACAAACAAGCAAAAAAAAAAAAAUAUUCCUGACGGAGUUUUACUGUUUUAGGAAACAGAAAGUUGCGACAGUGUAUAAAAGUUUGGAGUAAUUCAAACUGUUACUGAUAUGAUCAAUUGAAAAUGUUGUAAAGUGGUAAAAAAAAAACUGCAGAUCAUGCCUGUUUUGCCUCUGGAAGGAAUAAAUAUCGCAAGAGAAACAUUUAAUUGCA
Molecule: messenger RNA, 1948 nt
Organism: Oryzias melastigma (Indian medaka)
Lineage: Eukaryota; Metazoa; Chordata; Actinopteri; Beloniformes; Adrianichthyidae
Product: coiled-coil domain-containing protein 106
Exons: 7
Coding region: 239-1360 (373 amino acids)
Cellular component (GO): nucleoplasm
Source: RefSeq, a predicted model, not a curated record